Messenger RNA from Lodderomyces pseudojiufengensis, 1611 nucleotides. RefSeq names its product Hnm1p (gene HNM1). NCBI's taxonomy places the organism in Eukaryota, Fungi, Ascomycota, Pichiomycetes, Serinales, Debaryomycetaceae. Gene Ontology annotation, biological process: transmembrane transport; amino acid transport. The transcript has a single exon. Bases 1 to 1611 code for a protein of 536 amino acids. Gene Ontology annotation, cellular component: membrane. The record is from RefSeq and is a predicted model, not a curated record. Gene Ontology annotation, molecular function: transmembrane transporter activity.
AUGAGUAAAAUAGACAAUUCUGAUUACGUUACAACUAAGUCAAUACCGUCAAAUGAUAAAGUUUCAGAUUUAGAAGAAUUUUCAUCAUCAUUUAAAAAUGGAGUAAAAGAUAGUGAUUCCUCUAGUGUUGGAACUAAUCAAAUGAAGAAAAAUUUUUCAAAUGUUGCAUUAGCAAUGAUUGGAUUUUCUUUAACUAAUAGUUGGUUAGGUAUAUCUUCAAGUUUAGUUACUGGUAUUCAAUCUGGUGGUCCAGUUUUAAUUGUUUAUGGUAUUAUAAUAGUUGCUUCAAUUUCAUUAUGUAUUGGUUCAACUUUAGGAGAAAUGGCUUCAUUAGCUCCAUCAGCUGGUGGUCAAUAUACUUGGGCGAGAAUUCUUGCUCCAAAAAGAUAUGCUAAUUUUUGGGCUUAUAUAACUGGAAGUAUAAGUUGGGGUGGUUCAAUUUUUACUACAGCAUCAAUGUGUUUAGCUGUUUCAUUACAAUUAUUAGGAUUUUGGAAUCUUUCUCAUCCAAAUCAUGUUACUCAAAAAUGGGAAAUAUUUAUUAUUUAUAAUAUUAUGAAUUGGUUUUUAUUUUUAUUUAAUAUUUAUCAUAAAUUUUUACCAUUAGUUGGUAAUAGUAUUUUUACAAUAAGUAUUUCUUCAUAUUGUAUAAUUUUAAUUACUGUAUUAGUUUGUUCAAGAGGUAAUUAUCAAGAUGCUCACUUUGUAUUUGUUGAAUUUACAAAUGGUACAGGUUGGCCAUCAAAGGGAAUUGCAUUUAUAGUUGGUUUAAUUAAUCCUGCUUGGUCAUUUUCAUGUCUUGAUAGUGUUACUCAUUUAAGUGAAGAAACAGCACAACCAGAAAGAGAUAUUCCAAAAGCUGUUAUGUCAACUGUUGUUAUAGGAUUUGUAACUGCAUUUACAUAUUCAAUUGCUAUGUUUUAUUGUAUUACAGAUUUAGAUUUAGUUAUUAAUUCAACUACAGGUAUGCCAAUUUUAGAUAUUUAUUAUCAAGCAUUAAAUAAUAAAGUUGGUGCUAUAUGUUUAGGAUCAUUAGUAUUUUUAACUGCUUCUGGAUGUACAAUUGCUAGUCAAACAUGGCAAGCAAGAUUAUGUUGGUCUUUUGCAAGAGAUAAUGGUUUACCAAUGUCAAAAUAUUUAUCUAUAAUUGAUCCAAAAACUGGAAGUCCUUUAUAUGCUCAUAUUUUUUCAACUGUAAUUGUUUCAGUUGUAUCAGUAUUAGUAUUUUCAGAUGCUGCAUUUCAAGCUACUGCAUUAGCUUGUGUUUCAUUUUUAUUAAUUGCUUAUUCAAUUCCAACUAUAUUCUUGUUGAUGAGAAAACGUCAAGUUAGACCAGGUCCUUUUUGGUUAGGUAAAUUUGGUUAUUUUUGUAAUAUUGUUUUAUUAUGUUGGACUGUUUUUGCAUUAGUGUUUUUUUCUUUUCCAGCUUAUUAUCCUGUAACUGCUGAAGGUAUGAAUUAUUUUUGUGUUGUUUUAUUUGUUUAUGUUAUUUGUAUGUUAGUUUAUUGGUGGUUUCCAAUAAAGAAAUAUGCUUGUAAAUAUAAUUUUAGAGGAGGUGAACAAUUUCAAGAAGAAACUGAAUUUCCAAAUGUUUGUAUAAAUGAGUGGUAA